Messenger RNA from Haliotis rubra (blacklip abalone), 3581 nucleotides. RefSeq names its product 26S proteasome non-ATPase regulatory subunit 1-like. Gene Ontology annotation, cellular component: proteasome storage granule; proteasome regulatory particle, base subcomplex; nucleus. Gene Ontology annotation, molecular function: enzyme regulator activity. NCBI's taxonomy places the organism in Eukaryota, Metazoa, Mollusca, Gastropoda, Lepetellida, Haliotidae. Gene Ontology annotation, biological process: proteasome-mediated ubiquitin-dependent protein catabolic process; regulation of protein catabolic process. The record is from RefSeq and is a predicted model, not a curated record.
AUGAACUUCCGCUUUACUCACGCCGGGAAUAACAACAGUGACUUGUGAAAGCGUUUCAUGGUUAUUUAUUGAAAACUGUCGGGAUGAAGAUGAAUAUUACUUCAGCAGGUGGAGUUCUGUCUCUGCUUGAUGAACAGGAACCGCAACUCAAGGUGUUUGCCUUGGAUAAACUAAACAAGAUUGUUGACGUCUUCUGGGCCGAGAUAUCUGAAUCUGUUGACAAAAUAGAGGUUCUCUAUGAAGAUGCCACCUUCAAGAAUCGAGAAAUGGCUGCACUUGUUGCAUCAAAGGUGUAUUACCAUCUUGGAGCAUUUGAAGAAUCCUUGACCUAUGCCUUGGGUGCAGGGGAUCUGUUCAAUGUCAAUGACACAUCAGAGUUUGUGGAAACAACAAUAGCCAAGUGUAUUGACCAUUACACGAAGCAGUGUGUAGAGAAUGCUGAAUGUUCGGAGGAGGACAGGAAACCUAUCGACCCCAGACUGGAGGCUGUGGUCAACAGGAUGUUCCAGAGAUGUUUUGAUGACAAGCAGUUCAAACAGGCUCUUGGUAUUUCUUUGGAGACAAGAAGAAUUGACAUAUUUGAACAGUCAAUUUUGAAGUCUGAUGACAUCCCAUUCAUGCUGUCAUACGCAUUCAAAGUGUGCAUGGCCCUCAUCCAGAACAGACAGUUCCGCUGCACCAUCCUGAAGGUCCUUACUAAACUAUACAUGAGUUUGGAGACAGCGGACUACAUUAACGUUUGUCAGUGCUACAUCUUCCUGGAUGAUCCACAGUCGGUAGCAGACAUUUUGGAGAAACUUAUUAAAGGAGAUGAGGACUCAGUGUUGAUGUCAUACCAGAUAGCAUUUGACUUGUACGAGAGUGCAACCCAGCAGUUCCUGCAGCAGAUCCAAUCUGCACUUCGCGCUGCCGCACCCAUCCCCAUCGUCACUCCUGAUGCCUCCAAGAAGAAGGAGGAGACCAGCAAGGAAACAAAGGAGGAGCCAAAAGAAGGAGAUUCCAUGGAAACUGAAGAAGCAGCAAAGCCAGCACCACCGGUUCCAGAUAUCAGCAGCCUGAGUGAGAGUGACAAGCUCCUGCAGGACAAGCUGACGAAGAUCCACACCAUCCUGGGAGGAGAGACCACCAUCUACCUCCACCUCCAGUUCCUCAUCAAAAACAACAAGUCUGACCUUCUCAUACUCAAAAACACAAAGGAUGCAGUUAGAAACUCUGUGUGUCAUUCUGCCACUGUGAUUGCAAACUCUUUCAUGCACUGCGGCACAACAUCUGAUCAGUUUCUCAGAGAUAACCUUGACUGGCUUUCUCGAGCCACUAACUGGGCCAAAUUUACAGCAACAGCUAGUUUGGGUGUCAUUCACAAGGGACAUGAGAAAGAAGCUCUGCAACUGAUGUCCUCCUACUUACCCAAAGACACCAGUCCCGGCUCGUCCUACUCAGAAGGGGGAGGGCUCUUUGCUUUAGGUCUCAUACACGCCAACCAUGGAGGGGAAAUAACAGACUACCUUCUCAACCAGUUGAAAGAUGCUUCUACAGAUAUGGUCCGUCAUGGAGGGUGUUUAGGAGUGGGUCUUGCAGCCAUGGGGACAGCCAGACAAGACAUAUAUGAACAGCUGAAGUUCAAUUUGUACCAGGAUGACGCUGUCACAGGAGAAGCAGCUGGCUUGGCUAUGGGGCUGGUGAUGCUGGGAACUAAGUCGGCCACAGCCAUCGAGGAUAUGGUCGCUUAUGCCCAGGAAACUCAGCAUGAAAAGAUCCUGCGAGGUCUGGCUGUAGGAAUCUCCCUGACCAUGUAUGGCCGCCUGGAGGAGGCGGACGCCCUGAUCGAGAGUCUCACUCGGGACAAGGACCCCAUUCUGCGGUGGUCAGGGAUGAACACUAUUGCCAUGGCGUACUGUGGAUCGGGAAACAACCAGGCCAUCAGGAAACUUCUACAUGUGGCUGUCAGUGAUGUCAACGACGAUGUCCGGAGAGUUGCUGUGACUGCCCUUGGAUUCCUCCUGUUCAGAACCCCCGAACAGUGUCCAAGUGUCGUGUCCCUGCUGUCCGAGAGCUACAACCCUCAUGUCCGAUUCGGCGCCGCCAUGGCUCUUGGCAUUGCCUGUGCUGGCACUGGGUUGAAGGAAGCGAUGACACUACUGGAACCCAUGGUCCAAGAUCCAAUCAACUAUGUCCGGCAGGGAGCACUCAUUGCCUCUGCUCUCAUCCUGGUCCAGCAGAAUGAAGUCACAUGCCCCAAGGUGACCCACUUCCGGCAGCUGUAUGCCAAAGUCAUCAGUGACAAGCAUGAAGAUGUUAUGGCAAAGUUUGGUGCCAUCUUGGCUCAAGGAAUAAUUGAUGCAGGAGGCCGCAAUGCCACUGUGUCUCUACAGUCCCGUACAGGACACACCAACAUGGAGGCCGUGGUUGGUCUGCUGGUGUUCUGCCAGUACUGGUUCUGGUAUCCUCUCACUCACUUCCUGUCACUCUCCUUCACACCAAACUGUGUGGUCGGACUCAACUCAGACCUCAAGAUGCCGAAGAUUGAGUUCAAAUCUAAUGCCAAGCCAUCGACUUUUGCCUACCCUCCUCCCCUAGAGGAGAAGAGCACCAAGACCAAGGAGAAGGUGGAGACUGCAGUUCUCAGCAUCACAGCCAAGCAGAAGAAGAAGGAUGCAGAGAAACAGAAGGAUGAAAAGAUGGAAGUCGAUGAAGAAAAGAAAGAUGAAGGCAAGGAGAAAGAUGUGGAAAUGAAGGAAGAGAAGCCAGAAGCAAAGAAGAAGGAAUCUGACAAGAAAGAUGAUAAGAAGGAAGAGAAGAAGGAAGAAGAAAAAGAAAAAGAGGAAAAGGAGAAGAAGGAGAAGGAACCUGAGCCUACAUUUGAGAUGAUGGCCAAUCCUGCCCGUGUCAUGAAGUCCCAGCUGAAGGUGCUGUCAAUGGGAGAGGAAGUCCGUUACACACCAGUGAAAGAUCUGACAAUCGGAGGCAUCGUUAUGAUGAAGAAUACCAAACCCGGAGAAGAUGAAGAGAUUGUGGAAACAGUAGCAGCUGGAGGACCUAAGAUUGAGGAGGAGGAAGAGCCAGAACCCCCAGAGCCCUUUGAGUGGACAGAGGACUAGAGUCCCUCUACUGCCCAGCAGUUGCACAGAACAGAUAAUCCAGGUGUCAUCUGAGUCUGUAUGCAGAGCUUCAACUUAUCUGCUUCUGUCCUUAACUGAACAGUCCAUGUUACCAUGUAUUUUGUGAAACUGUACGUGUUAUUCUGCUAUGACAGAUUGUCUCCAGAGCAAUCAGAAUUCUAAAAUCAUUAGGAUAAUGAAGAAAUGGACUGACUCAAACCUGGCUGUUUAACAUUUCAACAUUUUCUGCAUAUCGUGAGUUUAACAAGAAUAUAUGAAACUUCCAAGAAACCAGUGUGAAAGAAAAGAUGUUUCAACAAAAUUCAAAUGAUUUCCAAGUACAUUGUAUUCCAUUUUGUAUGUUCAUGUCAUUUUAAUUUUAUUUAACUAAAAGCUUUUGUGGUAUUUUAUUGAAACUGUUGUGUCUGCAUCAGUGAACUGUAUGUCAAUGUUAAAACUAGGAAUAAAACUGACUACACCCUC